Messenger RNA from Aspergillus versicolor CBS 583.65, 934 nucleotides. RefSeq lists its product as uncharacterized. Bases 330 to 797 code for a protein of 155 amino acids. NCBI's taxonomy places the organism in Eukaryota, Fungi, Ascomycota, Eurotiomycetes, Eurotiales, Aspergillaceae. The transcript has a single exon. The record is from RefSeq and is a predicted model, not a curated record.
CAUGAUAUGACUGCAGUAUCGACAUGUUAGCUGGACUACCGUGGUGCUUAUCGGCUGCAAGCAAAAAGGGGUCCCUUGUCAGUUAUUACCGACGUUCAAUACCUCUUUGCAGGUGGUCCACAGCCCUAAGAGCUCAACUGUCCCAGGUCCCUCAGUACUCGAGUCUGAGCAAUUCAAUGGGGUAUUCUUCUUUGCCAUUGGAGUGUCUCCAGUGAUAUCUACUGCGCUUUCGGCCCAGCUUUUGGUCCCACUUCUCCAUUCUAACCAGAACUUGACGGACACUGUUACGUUACUAGGCAGGGCCUAUGCCUCUCGGAAUCCUCUAACAAAUGAGCUUCGGGACUAUCAACUGGGAGACAGAGAACAGACAUAAUCAUCAGCAACCUGACUUACAUUCAAAAAGGGAGCUUCAUGGGAUUUACAUUGCAUACGUCGCGUCCAAGUUACAGCAAGAUAUCACCCCAACCUUACUCUGGUACACCAACCAACCCCCAGAUCAUUUCACAAGCAUGAUGUUGGCCCUCUAUAACUGCAUCGCCAUCGACAUCUCGCACCUAUUCACCAGCCCUGUCUGGCUAACUCUUAGCUGUGAAUUCCCUACAAUGCCUGUCCACCUAAGCCAUGAACAAGCUACCACAGCUCUCAACCACGCCGAAGCAUCUCUUCAACAUCUCCAUCUAGAAGUCAUCUUCCUCGCGCCCACGCUCCAUGUAAUUGGGGUGCAAAUAGCUCGCAAGUCAAACCGCAGCCGUAUCGUGAGCUUCAUUGGAAGGACCAAACAAAAGGGCUUACUGUGACUGGCCGACUCCUGACCCUGCUUGAAAAGGAGUGGUCUGCUGCUGGAUAAUAUAUAAAUAAGUUUAUUUGGAAGUGCCAACAAAUAACUGAAAUAUCGGCGAGUUUUCUGGAAAGUAGUGAUAAACAACCCCUGUUC